AUGGAACCCUCGGUGCAGGCAACUUUGAUCUUGUUAGAUUGCCACAAAGACGCGCUUACGAGACCGGUUAUUUUAGCUGAGGAGACCGGCUGUACGCUAUGGACUUGCUUUGUCGAGGGAGCUCUCGAAUAUUGUCGGAUCGUGUUUGAUUUGUUCGAGGAUGCUGCGAUCUCAAUUCAUGUCGCAGGAACAACUAAGGAAUUAUCUAUUCUCAGCGACUGGCACGUACGAAAUGUAAACGAGAUAGCAAACAACUUCAAAUAUAUUCCAUCUCAGAUUCUCGACCCAUUCCUAACACGAAUGGAACAAGCUCUCGAAAAUGCUGUUAGAUCACUGAUUAGUUACAACCCACGAUCUAUGCCCACUCAAAUGGCUUCCUCAACGCCUGCAAGCAAGAGAGUUAGAGUCAUAUGGAUAGUUAUGGGCAAAGGUGGCGAACGAGAGUUUGAUUAUUGUGAGACGGAAGGAGCUUUACCGUCUUUUGAUCUUUGUCAGUUGAUACGGGCCGUGUUCAGACGCGUUUGGAGUUCAAGAGAGCAUCGUGACGGAUUGCCACUUGAUCAUUGUCAUUUUGACAUUAUACGCGUGGUACCGCCUUAUCAGCCUUUACCCAAUGACAUGCCAUGGACAAGGAUUGGGGCUAUCACGUACAAUGGUGCAUCUUGCUCAACUACACCGCCGGUUGCAUACGUUGCAACUAAAAGGCGUCCCGAUGAAGCGAAUACGAAAGUGUCAUACGAAAUCAAUCUAUUAUAUCAUACAAAGCAACAUGUCUUGUACACAGAUGCAGAUAUACUUGAGGAAACGAAACAGGUGAACCGACGUAUAUAUGAAGAAAAUUUUCUUUCUGAACGAAGAAAUGUAAUAAAAUGGUGCAAGCGGAAGAAUCAAGAGCAUGACAUGAUAGCAACAGAGUGUAUUCAUCGUGCUACGCCUCUUGAUAUAUCUCAAUUACCAACAGUGGUAUUCACACAAAACUUAGUGAGUGGUAUUAUAAUACCGUCAUCCAAGAUUGGCGUUAGCGACGAUACUCCGCCUAGUUUGAAAGAGAGUACCCAUGUAAUCGCAUUUCAUAAUGACACGAUAUACGUACAUUGUCUUGCUCAAUCAAACGAGGGGAAAUAUAUAUCACUUGAACGUGCUACGCCACCCAAAGUAUUAUUACCCCGGCCAAAAGCACUAGUAGCUACACAUAUAAAUCAAUGUGUCCAGUCCAUAAUAAGACCCAACAUUAUAACUUCUGUUGAAAACCAACAGAUCUAUGACACUAUAGACAAUUCAAUUACCGUCCUCGACACUGCAGAACUAAAUGAUCAGUUCAGCACUGAACCCGGUGUAUCAAAUGCGAAUACCAUUGUCACAUCAUCUGCAGCUCUCGAAAUGGAAACGAGAUGGUGGAAAGGUUUGUUAACCGGAAACGUCGACGUGGGAUGGAAACUGUUGAUUGGUCUUGGAAGACCUGUACAGGAUAGACCCGGCCAGUCAGCUCAGAAGAAUACUGGCGAUGGGAAGGGUCCAGUGAUUGAGCAAUUGGCUGCUUUGAGAAGCAUACUUUGUACUGAGAAUCCUCCACUAGAUUACAUACAGAACAUGAAUAAGAUAAUUGAUCGAUUAUUGACAAUGCAGCGUGGACAGGGAACGAUCGCGUUUGAGAGUCAAAAAUUAGCUGUAUCUUUAUUGAAACAAACAAGAGUAUUGGGCGAGAUGUUCAAGAACAAAUCAAAGAAACAUUCUGAGAUAUAUACUCUUCUAACAUCUAGAAUAAAACCCGAUGGAACGGAAAAUAAAACUAUUAGCUUAUCCCCUCAAUCGCAACAGACGGGCUCACCAGGUUCAUAUAGCGCCCGUGGAUCAAGGUAUUAUCCGUACCCUAAACGUGGUCAAUCAUCACGCGGGCGUGGUGGUCGUGCAUGGAAUCAUUCAGGAAGUGGCGAUGAGGGUCGGAAGACGCCGCCUAUAAAAGUUGUACCUACACCUUAUUUGAGAUAUAUUCCAGUUACAUUGCAAGCAACUGCAGAGGAGGAAGAGAUCUAUAAAGAAAGAUUAGGAAAUGAGGGUUUACUAUUUUCUCGGUAUUGGACAUUGAAGCGAGAGAGCGGGAAGAAAAGGAAAGAAUUGGAUGCAAGAAUUCCCAUUUCCAAAAAGACAGAUUUUGAGAUUAAAAGAAAAAAGACAAUGUUGAGAAUGACUCCGGCUGUACAUCGAUCGGUAUUAUGUCUCGCAGUUGACACGGGAUAUGUCCGAGAUGGGGAUGAUUAA
Molecule: messenger RNA, 2259 nt
Organism: Paraglomus brasilianum
Lineage: Eukaryota; Fungi; Glomeromycota; Glomeromycetes; Paraglomerales; Paraglomeraceae
Source: the annotation of a GenBank genome assembly